This is a messenger RNA of Erinaceus europaeus (western European hedgehog), 4340 nucleotides long. It is a transcript of the gene ARHGAP33, whose product is annotated as Rho GTPase activating protein 33. Gene Ontology annotation, molecular function: protein binding; phosphatidylinositol binding; GTPase activator activity. Gene Ontology annotation, cellular component: cell cortex; fibrillar center; actin cytoskeleton. The coding region runs from base 126 to 4007 and encodes 1293 amino acids. NCBI's taxonomy places the organism in Eukaryota, Metazoa, Chordata, Mammalia, Eulipotyphla, Erinaceidae. The record is from RefSeq and is a predicted model, not a curated record. Gene Ontology annotation, biological process: small GTPase-mediated signal transduction. The transcript has 21 exons.
GGGGCCUGCAGCCGCCCGCGCGCCGCUCGCGCCCUCCCCUUUGUGUCGCCAUGGCGGCGGCAGCGGCUACGAGGACGGCGAGCGAGGGGUUGAGCGCGGCCGGCGCCUGAGGAGGCGACUCGACCAUGGUGGCUCGCAGUACUGACAGCCUGGAUGGCCCAGGGGAAGGCUCAGUGCAGCCCCUGCCCCCCACUGGGGGGCCCAGUGUGAAGGGGAAGUCUGGGAAGAGACUCUCAGCUCCUCGAGGUCCCUUCCCCCGACUGGCUGACUGUGCCCAUUUCCACUACGAGAAUGUUGACUUCGGCCACAUUCAGCUCCUACUGUCUCCAGAGCGUGAAGGCCCCAGCUUUUCAGGAGAGAAUGAGCUUGUGUUUGGGGUGCAGGUGACCUGUCAGGGUCGUUCCUGGCCAGUUCUCAGAAGUUACGAUGAUUUCCGGUCCCUGGACACCCACCUCCACCGGUGCAUAUUUGACCGGAGGUUUUCCUGUCUCCCAGAGCUUCCCCCACCCCCAGAGGGUGCAAGGGCAGCCCAGAUGCUGGUGCCACUGCUGCUGCAGUACCUGGAGACCCUGUCGGGACUGGUGGACAGUAACCUCAACUGCGGGCCUGUGCUCACCUGGAUGGAGCUGGACAACCAUGGCCGGCGCCUGCUCCUCAGCGAGGAGGCCUCACUCAAUAUCCCUGCGGUGGCUGCUGCCCACGUAGUUAAGCGCUACACAGCCCAGGCACCUGACGAGCUGUCCUUUGAGGUGGGAGACAUUGUCUCUGUAAUUGAUAUGCCACCCACGGAGGACCGGAGCUGGUGGCGGGGCAAGAGAGGCUUCCAGGUUGGUUUCUUCCCCAGUGAGUGUGUGGAGCUCUUCACAGAGCGGCCGAGUCCAGGACUGAAAGGAGAUGCUGAUGGUCCUCUGAGUGGUGUCUCAUCUGCCCAAGGUGUCUCCUCUCUGACCUCAGCUGUGCCCCGGCCACGUGGCAAGCUGGCUGGCCUUCUCCGCACCUUCAUGCGCUCUCGCCCUUCUCGCCAGCGGCUGCGGCAACGGGGAAUCCUGAGGCAGAGGGUGUUUGGCUGCGACCUCGGGGAGCACCUCAGCAACUCAGGCCAGGAUGUUCCCCAGGUGCUUCGCUGCUGCUCUGAGUUUAUCGAGGCACAUGGGGUGGUGGAUGGAAUCUACCGGCUCUCAGGCGUGUCAUCCAACAUCCAGAGGCUCCGGCAUGAGUUUGAUAGUGAGAGGAUCCCCGAACUGUCUGGCCCCGCCUUCCUGCAAGACAUCCACAGUGUGUCCUCCCUUUGCAAGCUCUACUUCAGAGAGCUGCCAAACCCCUUGCUCACAUACCAGCUCUACGGGAAGUUCAGCGAAGCCAUGUCGGUGCCUGGAGAGGAGGAGCGCCUGGUACGAGUUCACGAUGUCAUCCAGCAACUGCCCCCGCCACACUACAGGACCCUGGAGUACCUGCUGAGGCAUCUGGCCCGCAUGGCGAGACACAGCGCCAACACCAGCAUGCAUGCCCGUAACCUGGCCAUUGUCUGGGCACCCAACCUGCUGCGGUCCAUGGAGUUGGAGUCAGUGGGGCUGGGUGGGGCAGCAGCCUUCAGGGAGGUGCGCGUGCAGUCGGUGGUAGUGGAAUUCCUACUUACCCAUGUGGAUGUCUUGUUCAGUGAUACCUUCACCUCUGCUGGCCUUGACCCUGAAGGCCGCUGCCUCCUCCCCAGACCCAAGUCCCUUGUGGGCAGCGGGCCCUCCACUCGCUUGCUGACACUGGAGGAAGCCCAGGCACGUACCCAGGGCCGGCUAGGGACAUCCACAGACCCCACGGCUUCCAAAGCCACGGCUUCACCUGUGGAUAGGAGGAAAGGAGAGAGAGGUGAAAAACCGCGGAAGACUGGGGGCAGCAGCUGGAAGACCUUCUUUGCACUGGGCCGGGGCCCCAGCAUCCCCCGAAAGAAGCCUCUGCCCUGGCUGGGGGGCACCCGUGCCCCACCACACCCUUCAGGCAGUCGCCCUGACACAGUCACACUGCGAUCUGCCAAGAGCGAGGAGUCUCUGUCAUCACAGGCCAGCGGGGCUGGCCUCCAGAGGCUGCACAGACUACGGCGCCCUCACUCAAGCAGUGAUGCUUUCCCAGUGGGCCCAGCACCUGCCGGUUCCUGUGAGAGCCUGUCCUCCUCUUCGUCCUCCUCCUCUGAGUCUUCUUCCUCUUCCAAGUCCUCCUCCUCUGAGUCCUCAGCAGCUGGGCUGGGGGCACUUUCAGCUUCCCCCUCACACCGGACCUCAGCCUGGCUAGAUGAUGGCGACGAGCUGGACUUCAGCCCACCCCGUUGCCUAGAAGGGCUGCGAGGGCUUGACUUUGACCCCCUCACCUUCCGCUGCAGCAGCCCCACACCGGGGGACCCAGCACCUCCAGCCAGUCCAGCACCCCCAGCCCCUGCCUCUGCCUUCCCACCUAGGGCGACCCCCCAGGCCCUCUCGCCACGUGGGCCCACCAGCCCUGCCUCACCUGCUGCCCUGGACAUCUCAGAACCCCUGGCAGUCUCAGUACCGCCUGCCGUCCUGGAGCUGCUAGGGGCUGGGGGGAUGCCUGCCUCAGUCACCCCAACACCAGCCCUCAGCCCCAACCCCAGCCCCAGUCUGCGCCCCCACCUCAUCCCCCUGCUGCUGUGUGGAGCUGAGACUCAGCUGAGUGACACCUGCCAGCAGGAGAUCUGCAGCAAAUUGGCACUUCCUGGUCCCCGGGGAGUCCCAGGCCAGCAAGGUCCUGGUGUGGAGUCACCACUACGGCCCCCUCCCCUGUCCCUCCUGCGCCCUGGAGGGGCCCCACCCCCACCCCCCAAGAACCCAGCACGCCUCAUGGCCCUGGCCCUGGCUGAGCAGGCUCAGCAGGUGGCCCAGAGACAGAACCAACAAGAGCAUGGGAGCACUCCAUCUGCAUCCCGCUCCCCUUUCUGCCGCUCCCUGUCCCUGGAGGUAGAACCUCCAGGAUCUGCAGGGAGUGGGCUGACGCUCCACUCCUUAGCCCACCCUGGUGCCUGGGCACCAGGACCCCCACCCUCCCUACCAAGGCAACAAAGUGAUGGGAGCCUGGUCAGAACCCCGAGGCCCCUGGGGACCUCAAGGAGGGGAUUUAGGGGCCCCACCCAGGCCAGUGCCCAGCUCAGGGCAAGUAGGGGGUUCAGGGGUAUGCUAGAGACAGCACCCCAGUUUCCAUGUCCUGUUCCCUCACAGGUUCCCACCCCUGGUUUCUUCUCCUCACCCCCCCGGGAGUGUCUGCCACCCUUCCUUGGGGUCUCCAAGCCUGGCUUGUAUUCCCUGGGCUCCCCACCCUUCCAGCCCAGUUCCCCAGCCCCAGUCUGGAGGAGCCCACUGGGUCCUCCUACACCACUCGACAGGGGAGAGAACCUGUAUUAUGAGAUUGAGACUGGUGAGGGGUCUCCCUACUCUGGCCCCAGCCGCUCCUGGAGUCCCUUUCACUCUAUGCCCCCUGACAGGCUCAAUGCCUCAUAUGGCAUGCUCGGCCAGUCACCACCACUCCACAGGUCCCCCGACUUCCUGCUCAGCUACCCACCACCCCCUGCCUGCUUUCCCCAUGACCACCUUGGGUACUCCACUUCCCAGCACUCUGUCCAGCGCCCCACCCGGCCUGAGCCCCUCUAUGUUAAUCUAGCCCUAGGACCCAGGGGUCCCUCACCUGCCUCGUCCUCUUCCUCCUCUUCUCCUGCUCAUCCCCGAAGCCGCUCAGAUCCUGGUCCUCCAGCCCCCCGCCUCCCCCAGAAGCAGCGGGCUCCCUGGGGCCCUCAUACCCCUCACAGGGUACCUGGGCCUUGGGGCCCUCCUGAGCCACUCCGGCUCUAUCGGGCAGCCCCGCCAGCCUAUGGGAGAGGGGGCGAGCACCUCCGAGGAUCCUUGUAUAGGAAUGGGGGGCGAGGAAGGGAGGGGGCUGGUCCCCCACCUCCCUACCCCACUCCCAGCUGGUCCCUCCACUCUGAGGGCCAGACCCACAGCUACUGCUGAGCCAGAGCUGGGAGAGACCUACCUCCCAUCCCUCCCUCUUAAAGAUCUUGGUCCAACCCAAUCCCAUGUUUUGUAUUUUGAGCCCCCAACUUCCUACCCCAGGUUUCUAACUUUGUAACUUCUGAUGUGGGUCCCUUACCUGGUCCAUAGCUUCCUGCCCUGCCACCUCCCCCAUCCUGGGGGCUCUUGCACAAAUCUGAGGAGCAUCCUCCCUCCUUCCCUUUCACUCCAGGAACCCCCAGCAUGUCUUGACCUAUGCACAGGGGGUAUCUUCCCCCACAUACCCUACUAAACCAUCUGAAAGAAUUAGUGAAUAAAAAUGGUGAAAAUGUG